Molecule: messenger RNA, 1334 nt
Organism: Anopheles darlingi
Lineage: Eukaryota; Metazoa; Arthropoda; Insecta; Diptera; Culicidae
Product: aldo-keto reductase family 1 member B1-like
Exons: 3
Coding region: 129-1076 (315 amino acids)
Cellular component (GO): cytosol
Molecular function (GO): aldose reductase (NADPH) activity
Source: RefSeq, a predicted model, not a curated record
CGUUCAGCGGAUGCUUUGUGGUUGACAUACUUCCCACCAAAAGCAGAGUUUACUUUAAAAGGGCCCAGCCAUGGUCAAUCCUACACUGAGUACAUUCAAAGCACCCAACGUGACUAGACCUGUGCGCAAUGUCGGUAAGAGCAACAACAGUAACCCUGAACAAUGGAUUCCAGAUGCCAGUGCUGGGUCUAGGAACCUAUGGUCUACGCGGAAGCAACGGCGUCGAGGCAGUUAAGGCGGCCAUCGACGCCGGAUACCGUCAUAUCGAUACAGCGUCCGCGUACGAGAAUGAGGCUGAAGUCGGUCAGGCGAUUCGUGAGAAGAUACUGGAUGGGACGAUUAAACGGGAGGACAUCUUCGUGACCACCAAGCUUUGGAACACCUCUCACGAGCCUCCUCAGGUUCUGCCGGCGUUCGAAAAAUCGUUGGCCAACCUGCAGCUGGAUUACAUCGAUCUUUACCUAAUGCAUACACCGAUUGGUGCCAACGCGAGUGCAGAUGGUGAGGACGAGAUUUUAAACGAAGUAGAUUACGUGGCCACAUGGAAAGCAAUGGAGCAUCUGCUGAAAACGGGCCACGUUCGUAGUCUCGGUGUGUCCAACUUUAACAGUGAACAACUAACACGAGUCAUUGAGCACGGCUCGACCAAGCCGGUCGUUAACCAGGUCGAGUGCCAUGUACGCCUGAACCAGAAGAAACUGAUCAAGUUUUGUAAGGAUCGGGACAUUGUCAUUACCGCGUACAGUCCACUGUAUCGGCCGGGCCGUAUGCUACGACCAAGUGAGGACCCCCUGGAACCCAAACACCCGUUCGACGAUACGAGGGUAAAGGAGAUCGCACAGCGGUACGGGAAAUCACCGGCUCAGGUACUGCUACGCUACCUGAUCGAUAUCGGAACGGUUCCGAUCCCGAAAUCGGGUAACCCGGAACGGAUCCGGCAGAAUUUGAACGUUUUCGAUUUUGCCCUUACACCGGAAGAGGUUGUCACGCUGGACGGGUUGCAGACGGGUGAGCGGUUAGUGCGGUUCGAAUCGGACAUCGCGCAUCGCCACUAUCCGUUCAGUGCUGAGUUUUAACGGGUAGAGCUGGGAUGAGGAGGGCAAAGCAAUGACACCUUUACACGCUGCUAGGGAGUGAAAUGGCGGAAAAGAACUAUAAACUAUGCGUUGAUAAUGGCGGUCCAUGUGAUAAGAGUUCGAGUGGCUGAUACGAACCCGAUUUGUGGUUGCAUGAGGCGCCAUCCGGUUUAUCGCGGUCUGUUCACCACACAUAUAUGCUUUCGGCAUAUGCAGUGUGAAGCAGAUAACAUGAAAUUUCUUCCACUUGAUUAAAAU